Messenger RNA from Hypanus sabinus (Atlantic stingray), 3824 nucleotides. Its product is annotated as transmembrane protein 151B-like. Lineage: Eukaryota; Metazoa; Chordata; Chondrichthyes; Myliobatiformes; Dasyatidae. The coding region runs from base 245 to 1648 and encodes 467 amino acids. The record is from RefSeq and is a predicted model, not a curated record. The transcript has 2 exons.
GCCCGACAGGCGGCCCCUCCCGGAGCCGAUCAGCCUGACGUCAGGCGGGGAGUCGGUCGGAGGACAAAAGCCCCGCAUCGGGCGGGCGUUGGGCGCUUUGGCCGCCGACGGAGAGGCUCGGCCGGGGCUGCAGGGAUUUUUGUGGCCGGUGUUGGGCGGACGGGCAGGAGCCGGCGGGGAUCCGGAUGGUCCCACAUGGCGAUUCGGAGCUGCUGCGGUCCGACCUGGCGGGCUGAGAGCCAGGAUGCAAAGCCUGUCGGCGGAUGAGGUCGAGAGCCCCGCCCGUGAGAGCAGAGAGGAGAGGCCAGUGAAGCAGUCGCUGAGCAGCUGCCUGUGCCGCGAGUCGCACUGGAAAUGCCUGGUGCUGACGCUGCUGAUGUACAGCUGCCUGGGCGUGGUCACCUGGUGCCACCUGUCCACCGUCCCCCGGCUGGGCUUCGAGCGCCCGGCGCCCGGCACCGCCUCGGCCCUCUACCGCGAGAGCCCGUGCUCCAGCGGCUACGUCUACAUCCCGCUGGCCUUCCUCUCCAUGCUCUACCUGGUCUACCUGGUGGAGUGCUGGCACUGCUUCGCCCGCAACCAGACCCAGCAGCAGGCCGACGUCAACAGCGUCUACGAGCGGGUGCGGCGCCUGCGACGCGCUAGCCCCUGCAUCUGGUGGCGGGCCGUCAGCUAUCACUACGUGCGCCGCACCCGCCAGGUCACCCGCUACCGCAACGGCGACGCCUACACCACCACGCAGGUCUACCACGAGCGGGUCAACACGCGGCUGGCCGAGUCCGAGUUCGACUACGCCCGGCACGGGGUGCGCGACGUGUCCCGCCAGCUCCGCGGCCUGGCCGACCACCCCGCCACCCGGCUCCGCUUCACCAAGUGCUUCAGCUUUGGCAGCGCCGAGUCGGAGACGUCCUACCUGACCCAGCGGGCCCGCUUCUUCAGCGAGAACGAGGGCCUCGACGACUACAUGGAGGCGCGCGAGGGCAUGCACCUCCGCAACGUCGACUUCAAGGAGCACGUGGUCUCGCUGGCCGACCCCAAGAGCCCGCCCUGGUACGUGUCCCGCUACAUCUUCUGGAGCGUCUCCUGCCUGGUGCUCUCCUGGCCGCUGCGCGUGCUGGCCGAGUACCGCACGGCGCACGUCCACUACCACGUGGAGAAGCUGUUCGGGCCGGAGGACGGCCCCCGGGAGCCCGCGGCCCCGGGCCCCCGCCUCAGCACGGUCGACGUCACCGAGCUGGAGUGGCACAUCCGCUCCAACCAGCAGCUGGUGCCCAGCUAUUCCGAGGCGCUGCUGAUGGAGGCCGGGGUCUCCUCGCCCGCCCUCGCCGCCUACCUCCAGCCCUGCCGCCUCUGCCGGCGGUCGGCCAGCAGCAGCUCCCUGCCCGCCGCGCGCCCGCCACCCGCCCCCCGCAUGCCCUUCAGCCGCAGCCGCUUCUCCCUGGGCCGGCUCCAGGCCCCCGGCCCCGCCUGCCUCUUCCGCAGCCUCAGCGGCCGCCUCGGGGACCCGCGGGGCGAGAAUGAGCAGGAGGAGCCGCCGUCCUACCAGGACGCCAUCUUCUUCCCCCGCCUCAUCGUGCACGCGGGCGACGGCUGCAGCGGCCACAGGCCCCUGCGGAGCGACGGGCCGGGGCCCGACACACGACUGUGAGGGCCAAAAACGCUGUCGCUGCAGCUCAGUGGGCGAGGCCAAUCAGUCAAAACCCUCCCUCCGCCCAUGGGUUUGGAAUCCCCUCCGCUCCCCACCCUCUCCAUCACGACCGGUUCCCUUUCCCUGGCCCAUCUGCCCAGCCACUCCCCACCCGCCUCCUCAUCUCCCCCGAUCAUUGCUCAUCCCCGAUCUGCAGAGGAAUGGGACCCUGUGGCCCUCAGUUACCUCCCCCUCCCACCUGCCCCCCUCAGUGGUUCCAAAGAUGCCUCGGCCGCCCUCGCCCCCGGACCCGGGACGCACCCGUUCGCCACCCUGCAAAUGGAAUCCGCCUCCAUGGCUUGUCGAGGACACGACUCGCGCAUCACCGUUCUGUGGAGCCGCGAGCGUCUGGGAGACGCACUCUGCACCUUACUGCUGAAGCGGACUGUAUUCCUGGCUGGAAACUGGACAGUCCUGGGGAGGGGGAGGGGGGGAUUCGACUCUCCCUCCCGCUGGCGGCUGGACAUUUUGCGUUACAAUGAAAGCCGGCAACUGACAGAAUCAGUGCGGAGAAGGGAAAGGACCUGGGAUUCAUGAUUUUCUCCCGUCUCGAGGCUAUGAUCCCAAAGCAGAGACAGCAUGGGCAGGGCAAAGUGAAGCACCCUUUCCCCAUCACCACACAGGUCCCGGGGCAGCGAGACACAACUUCACCAGGUCUGACCCCGGGGCUGUGUGAUGGGACGGUGUGGAGGGAGGGUCACUCUGUGUCUGUCCCCGGGAGUGAGUGAUGGGACGGUGUGGAGGGAGGGUCACUCUGUGUCUGACACCGGGAGUGUGUGAUGGGACGGUGUGGAGGGAGGAUCACUCUGUGCCUGACCCUGGGAGUGUGUGAUGGGACGGUGUGGAGGGAGGAUCACUCUGUGUCUGACCCCGGGAGUGUGUGAUGGGACGGUGUGGAGGGAGGGUCACUCUGUGUCUGACACCGGGAGUGUGUGAUGGGACGGUGUGGAGGGAGGAUCACUCUGUGUCUGACCCCGGGAGUGUGUGAUGGGACGGUGUGGAGGGAGGGUCACUCUGUGUCUGACCCUGGGAGUGUGUGAUGGGACGGUGUGGAGGGAGGAUCACUCUGUGUCUGACCCCGGGAGUGUGUGAUGGGACGGUGUGGAGGGAGGGUCACUCUGUGUCUGACCCCGGGAGUGUGUGAUGGGACGGUGUGGAGGGAGAUUCACUCUGUGUCUGACCCCGGGAGUGUGUGAUGGGACGGUGUGGAGGGAGGGUCACUCUGUGUCCGACCCCGGGAGUGUGUGAUGGGACGGUGUGGAGGGAGAUUCACUCUGUGUCUGACCCCGGGAGUGUGUGAUGGGACGGUGUGGAGGGAGAUUCACUCUGUGUCUGACCCCGGGAGUGUGUGAUGGGACGGUGUGGAGGGAGAUUCACUCUGUGUCUGACCCCGGGAGUGUGUGAUGGGACGGUGUGGAGGGAGGGUCACUCUGUGUCUGACCCCGGGGCUGUGUGAUGGGACGGUGUGGAGGGAGAUUCACUCUGUGUCUGACCCCGGGACUGUGUGAGGGGAUGGUGUGGAGGGAGGGUCACUCAGUGUCUGACCCCGGGAGUGUGUGAUGGGAUGGUGUGGAGGGAGAUUCACUCUGUGUCUGACCCCGGGAGUGUGUGAUGGGACGGUGUGGAGGGAGAUUCACUCUGUGUCUGAUCCCGGGAGUUUGUGAUGGGACGGUGUGGAGGGAGAUUCACUCUGUGUCUGACCCCGGGAGUGUGUGAUGGGACGGUGUGGAGGGAGGGUCACUCUGUGUCUGACCCCGGGGCUGUGUGAUGGGACGGUGUGGAGGGAGAUUCACUCUGUGUCUGACCCCGGGACUGUGUGAGGGGAUGGUGUGGAGGGAGGGUCACUCAGUGUCUGACCCCGGGAGUGUGUGAUGGGAUGGUGUGGAGGGAGAUUCACUCUGUGUCUGACCCCGGGAGUGUGUGAUGGGACGGUGUGGAGGGAGAUUCACUCUGUGUCUGAUCCCGGGAGUUUGUGAUGGGACGGUGUGGAGGGAGAUUCACUCUGUGUCUGACCCCGGGAGUGUGUGAUGGGACGGUGUGGAGGGAGAUUCACUCUGUGUCUGACCCCGGGAGUGUGUGAUGGGACGGUGUGGAGGGAGAUUCACUCUGUGUCUGACCCCGGGAGAGUGUGAUGGGA